UGUCCUGCGCCCAGCUGCCUAUUCUGCGCUGCCCGCCCCGCGUCACGCUGCCAGCCCCGCACACGCUGGCCGCCGCCGGCACGCUGGAGGCGCUGCGCCGCCACUCGCGGCAGAUCGCCGCGCGCCGCGACCGCCGCGUGCAGUUCACGGAGCGCGUCCGAGAUGGCGCCCGCGGCGACGGCGCUGAGAGUGGCGGCUCCGAGAUGUCCGGCGGCAGCAACGGCGCAGACGAGCGCGCGCGCCGCCCCUCCACCUGCCGCGUGGAGAUGGGCGCCCUGCUGGCCGCGGAGCCGCGUCCGCCCGACAACAAAGUUAAGCGUCACAGUAUACAUGGCAUGACAGAGGAGGAAAAUGUGGUGCGGCCGCAUCAGGAGAUGGAGGUGCUGUCUCUGGAGGAGAAGAAGUACCUGCUGGGUGUGGAGCGGGGUGACGUGGCGGGCACACGGCGGGUGCUGCAGCGCGCGCGCGGCGGCGGCGCCGUCAACGUGGACUGCGUGGACCCGCUGGGCCGCAGCGCGCUGCUCAUGGCCAUCGACAACGAGAACUUGGAGAUGGUGGAGCUGCUGCUGGAGUUCGGCGUGGAGACGCGCGACGCGCUGCUGCACGCCAUCAGCGAGGAGUUCGUGGAGGCCGUGGAGGCGCUGCUGGACCGCGAGGAGCGCGCGCGCCAGCCCGGCCAGCUGCACAGCUGGGAGGCGCUGCCGCCGGAGACGGCCACCUUCACGUCGGACAUCACGCCGCUCAUCCUGGCGGCCCACCGCGACAGCUACGAGAUCAUCAAGCUGCUGCUGGACCGCGGCGCCGAGCUGCCCAUGCCGCACGACGUGCGCUGCGGCUGCGACGAGUGCGUGCGCUCACGCCGCGAGGACUCACUGCGUCACUCACGCUCGCGCAUCAACGCCUACCGCGCGCUGGCCUCGCCGUCGCUCAUCGCGCUGUCCUCCAAGGAUCCCAUCCUCACGGCCUUCGAGCUGUCCUGGGAGCUGCGGCGCCUGUCGGCGCUCGAGCACGAGUUCAAGACCGAGUACCAGGAGCUGCGCGUGCAGUGCCAGGAGUUCGCGACCGCGCUCCUGGACCACACGCGCACGUCCCACGAGCUACAGGUGCUGCUUAACCACGAGAAAGGCUCGCCGCAGGCGCCGCUGGCCGAGCCCGGCGCCCCGGAGCGCAUGCGGCUGUCGCGGCUCAAGCUGGCAAUCAAGUUACGACAAAAAAAGUUCGUGGCGCACCCCAACGUGCAGCAGCUGCUGGCGUCCAUCUGGUACGAGAGUGUGCCGGGCUUCCGGCGCAAGAACAUGCUGCUGCAGGCGGCGGAGAUGGUGCGCAUCGGCGCCAUGUUCCCGCUGUACGCGCUGGCCUACGUGGCCGCGCCGCACUCCGCCGCCGGCCGCACGCUGCGCAAGCCCUUCAUCAAGUUCCUGUGCCACUCCGCCAGCUACUUCAUGUUCCUGUUCCUGCUUAUCCUGGCGUCGCAACGCAUCGAGACGGCGGCCAGCGGGCUGUUCUGGGCGGCGCCCCACACCACGCCGCUGUCGCGCCGCGGCGCGCCGCCUUCGCUGGUGGAGUGGCUGAUCCUGGCCUGGGUCAGCGGUCUGAUAUGGAGCGAGGUGAAGCAGCUGUGGGAUAUGGGGCUGCGCGAGUACGUACAUGACAUGUGGAACGUGAUUGACUUCGUCACUAACUCACUCUACGUCGCGACUGUCGCGCUGCGAAUUGUGUCGCACUUCCAGGUUCUGCGUGAAAUGUCCCUGGGCCUGGAGUGGAACCAGCCGCGCGAGAAGUGGGAUGCGUGGGACCCCAUGCUGCUUUCGGAGGGCCUGUUCUCCGCAGCCAACAUCUUCAGCAGCUUAAAGCUGGUGUACAUCUUCAGCGUCAACCCGCACCUGGGCCCGCUGCAGGUGUCACUCAGUCGGAUGGUGCUGGAUAUAUUAAAGUUCUUCGUUUUGGAUAUUCUCGUCAUAUUCGCUUUUUCUUGUGGCCUCAACCAGUUGCUGUGGUACUACGCCGACAUGGAGAAAAAGAAAUGCCACAUCAGCUCAUCCCUGACCCCUGCUAACGGGACGCUACUGGACCCCGACGCGUGCGUGGUGUGGCGGCGCUUUGCGAAUUUGUUCGAGACCAUGCAAACGUUGUUCUGGGCGGCGUUCGGUCUGGUGGACCUGGACUCGUUCGAGCUGGAGGGCAUCAAGAUCUUCACGCGCUUCUGGGGCAUGCUGAUGUUCGGCACGUACGCCGUCAUCAACGUCAUCGUGCUGCUCAACCUGCUCAUCGCGAUGAUGAACCACUCCUAUCAACUUAUAUCUGAACGCGCAGACGUAGAAUGGAAGUUCGCUCGCAGCAAGCUGUGGAUCAGCUACUUCGAGGAGGGCGGUACCGCUCCGCCGCCGUUCAACGUGGUGCCGUCGCCCAAAUCCGCCAUGUACGCGUGGCACUGGCUGCAGCGGCGGCUCUGCGGCCAGACGCGCGCCAAGCGGGAGCACAUGCGCACCAUCCGGAGAAAAGCUAAACAGGCAAAUGAACGAGACUUCAGAUACCAAGCCAUCAUGCGCAACCUGGUGCGGCGCUACGUCACGGUGCAGCAGCGGCGCGCCGAGUGCGGCGGCGUCACGGAGGACGACGUCAACGAGAUCAAGCAGGACGUGUCCGCCUUCCGCUGCGAGCUGGUGGAGAUCCUGCGCAACUCCGGCAUGAACACCUCCACGGCCAACGCGGGCGCGCCGGGCGGGGGAGGCGGCAAAAAGAAUCGGCAGAAGGAGCGGCGCCUCAUGAAGGGCUUCAACAUCGCACCGGGCGGCUCGCUGCCGCCCGUGGACGAGUUCUUCGCGUCGCUGCACCACGAGCACGACGCCCACGGCGCGCCGCACCCGCUGUCCGCGCUGCUGGGCCCGCGCCUGCGCGCCAGCCAGUCCAGCCUGUCGGACGCGCCCGCGCCGCGCCGCAAGCACAAGCGGCGCUGGGGCACGCUCAUCGACGCGGCGCGGCUCAUCGGCCGCUCGCGCUCCGAGGACUCCGUGUGCGACCACGCGCGCGCCUCGCCCAGCGAGCGCUCGGAGUCGGGCAGCGACUCGCAGCGCAGCCCGGAGCGCGCGCGCAGACGGGCGCUGCCCGCGCUGUCGGCGCUGGCGGCGCUCAAGAGCAAGCGCAAGAAGUUCUCGGACUCGCGGCGCGCGGCGCAGGGCGCGGCCGAGGCGCUGCAGCGCGCCAGCUCCGUGCCCGCGCGCGCGCCGCCGCCGCCGCCGCCGCGCCCGCGCGCCCCGCCCGCGCCCGCGCCCGCCGGCGAGCGCGCGGCCGCCCGCGGCGGCAGCCGGGAGCCGCUGCUGGCCAGUCUCGAGGACGACGCCCUCAAGGAAGCGUGCGGCCAUUGCGGGUUCGAGGGUGCCGCAACGCGGGGCACCACGGACGCGUCGUCCGAGCGCACGCCCGACGCGCCGAGCGCGGCCGGCGACGCGGGCUCCGCGGACGCGACGUGCGCGCGCUGCGCGGCGCAGGCGCGGCUGGCGGGCGUGACGCCUCUGCACGGCCACGCGCCGCAGCACUCGGCCGGCUGGCUGUAGCGACGCCGCCGUUUACCCGCACCCUCGCGCCUGUUCUCCGGACAACAAAAGUCUCACCACCCGCACCGAGAAACUGUCAUUUUAUAUAGACGACCACAUAUCAUGAUAUGACAACUCCAUUUACUUAUAGAUUUACGUACCUUAUUACGGCGACCCCUACCUACUAUAAGUUGAAAACUUCCAGUAGGUAAGGACUCGCCUCACGCCAUGCGCCUGCGCAGCAGGAAUUGUCCGGAGGCACGUGUGAGGUUCUCCGUGUGAGAGGCGCCAGUGAUGCCGACGCGACUACCUUAGCAAAAGAUAUGAUGUCCACGGUCUGGCUUAGCAAGAUAUUGUCGCCUUCUAUCCCGUAUACUAGCUACUGUUACACAGUGAGAUGUUAUUGCCCUGCGCCUUUGGCCGGGAAAAACUUGGCUGGUGAUGCGCAGUAUUAGCAAACUACUGGGAUGAUUUGCGAAAACAAUUAUCAAACGAAUGAAUUAUUUAGUAACGUAAUGAAAAAGAAAAGAUAGAAAGAAGGUCUAUUCGUUCUAAAUUAGCCGUAAGAGGAUCCACGCUUUGGUCGGCUGUUUGGGGCAAGAGGUUUUAGUCAUCAAUGCUAUAACGUCUCACGGGCUCCAUAUCUAAUUUGUUUUAAAAACACCUAAAACGAAUAUAGCUUUUUUAAAUACAAACUGGGUAUUUAAGCGGUUUUUUAAAUGUAUCACCAUAGAAGGCCUGUGUAUGGUAGAUGAUUCGUACUGCUGAAACGAACAAGACAAGAUACUUAUAAGUAUCUUUUGAAACUGAUACUAACCGAUGGACGCACAGUUUGACGCGGUGUAUGGUGUUCCUAAAUUACUUACUGGCACUACCUAACCAUACUGGAACCAUAAUGUUGUGAGGGUUUUUUGUAAAUACAUUCGUAAGGGCAUAAAGGAAAAACCUUCAAAAUACAUCUGCAUCACGAUUAGCAGCAAUGGCGUCACAGAACUAUUUUCAGAGAACCUACUUAGCACGUGCCUAGUUAUCGCUAACUUACAAUUAAUAAUGAAGAGAUCAACGUAACAAAACAUUAUUUAAUCGAAUGUAAGUACCUACUUAGAUAUUAUUAUCCUAUAUUAUAGUAAACUAAAUAAAUGGACAUAUUUAUCGAACACCAACUAGUUAAGUAGAUGCAACUAUUUUAGUCCUAAGUGUAUUUUACAAAUUGCAUUGCAUUAUAAUGUAGUAAGAUACUAUAAUAAAAUAUGUAAUAGAAUAAUAGAAUUGUUAUAAUUAGGUACCUUAACUGCGAACUGAAUCAGCAGUGUGGUGAAAUUGGGCUCAUCCCGGGUAGAGUUGCCCGUGCACUAAUUCUUGUGGACAACGUUAAAACAAUGUUUUAGAAAAACUUUCUCAGACUAAUAAUUUAUUUGCUGCAAUUGUUCUUGAGUACCUUAUCAAAAUUUCGAAAAUCGCUAAUGCUAAAAGUUUUUCCAGAGAGAUUUCAGCAGCUAAUUCGCAACCUCUUAAUUAAGAACAAUGUAAUCAGUGCCCGGAUAAAUAGCAAUUAUUUGAGUAUUUAUCGCAAUAAACUUAUAUCUUUAACUGCCCGCCGAUUUUUACAUUGCCCACACUGCGGAUUUGGCCCGUAACAGGCAGCUAAAUACUAAAUAUAAUAUAGUCUACAAAUAAUGUGUUCCAGAAUGUUUUCCAGGUGUAAGUUGUUCGAUCCGCACACGAAUAUAUAUAGAAUAAUUUACUUAGGGGUUAAGAUCGAACAAGAAGAAACAGGGAUUUUAUGUGAAACAUGUUGUCCAAUUUACUGAGUAUACUAAUAUAGCCGCUCCCGAGUCCUCUUUUACAAAUCACAUCAUAGACCUUUGCGUACGGAACCUUAUCAAUGUUGAAGAUUCAGUUGUAACCUUUCUGAGGGCGACUUUUAUAAGUAGCGUCACUGCUUGUAUCCAAAAAUAAUUGUAUAAUCGCAAUAUAGGGCAUAGCCAUCCGUAGGACAAGGAUGGUGCAGAAUAUUACAAGAUGGCGGAGGCAUAAUGCCACCUAUCGCCUAUCAGUCACAUCAUUUUCCCCCAUCUUUUGUGCAAAGGACCCGGUAGUCCUUUGUUGUGGUUUGUUCUAUUUCUACUUUAUACUACGAACGUGAAAAAGAUACUUAAGUACUUAGUAAAAAAUUAAGUAAGUAGUAAAAUUAAGUAGCAUUUAUCAAAAAACAUAGGCAUGUAAAUGCAUUUGUAAAACGUUUGCCAUCCCUGGCCUAGCCUCUAUAGUGUAUAGAAAGGCAGGUACCUACCUACUGUCCAACUGAACGUUACGAUUACGGGGCUUACGUAAGAAAGCAAUAAAUAAUACCCAUCUAUCGAUCACUAGUACUAAGUACACCUAGUUCCAUCACUGAUAUAUUGUAGGUAAGUACCUAAUAAGAAUAUCCUCCAUUGAGUUCCUGCAGUCAAAGCUAGACGAAGAUUCUAUUGAGAGCUUUACAUAACCAUUCGAGCUUACACACUAAAAGCUUUGGUGCCACAGACGCAAGUGUGACAUCCAUUACCAUCUUCAGCUACAUGAAUGCCUCACUGACAGUACCGCAAAAGCGCGUGGGUCCGUUAACCUUAUGGUAUGUGAUGAACCUAAUGCUUCCCCACUGGCUGGCGCCUCCAAACUUGUCCCUGUUGGUUGGCUACAAUACAUAGCUACAGCCGAUCAUUGAUUUGGCUUUUAUCCUGCAUUCUCAUAUCUUAAAAGUUUUUCUUCUAGUUUUCUCAUGUAAAAUGUUUUUACAAUACGUAUGAAUUAAGAACUCGGUGUCUUAUAUGUGCAAUACCGGUUAAAAUUGUACAUAAGUAUCUACUACUUAAAAUGACAUACAUUUUUCGCCUCGUAAUUUAAUUCAAUCUUUUGGUGCUGGUAUCUUCAUCGCUGAGCGAAGCUUCUCGCAGUUAAUGCUCAGAAGCAUGCCGCUGCUGAAAGGUGAGACGGGAUAAUGCGUUCAAUGUACUAUUUUCAGAUUAGCGCGCUGCCAUUAUUUAGGUACUAGAUACAUCGUCAUAUCGAAAACUGCCCAACGAAUAAAUAGAGGAGGUAGUUUGGUCUGUUUCCAUUUCCUUUUCAACAUUCCUGAUCUCCUCUAGUAGGCCCCGUUCUACGAUGUUUGAGUACUUAGCGUGGUUAGCACCAGCUCAUCAUUUGUCAGCCACCUCGCCAGCUUGGGGAGAAGUAGGUAGAGGUGUAGAACACUGCGCACAGUAGCGAGCCGUUAUAAGAUAUUGUUGUUAUAGUUCACACGGAUCGACUGUAUCGUCUCGUGUUAUCGAUUGUCGUAUCGAGUAGUAUCACAGGAGGCCUUCACGCGUUUAGUUGUUUGCGGCGCGAUCGCCACAUAAUCGAUUUAUAUUUUGUAAAGAGUUGUUGUUUAUUUAUACAUUAUA
Molecule: messenger RNA, 6958 nt
Organism: Pararge aegeria (speckled wood butterfly)
Lineage: Eukaryota; Metazoa; Arthropoda; Insecta; Lepidoptera; Nymphalidae
Product: transient receptor potential-gamma protein-like
Exons: 17
Coding region: 204-3554 (1116 amino acids)
Biological process (GO): regulation of cytosolic calcium ion concentration; calcium ion transmembrane transport; manganese ion transport
Cellular component (GO): cation channel complex; membrane
Molecular function (GO): protein binding; inositol 1,4,5 trisphosphate binding; store-operated calcium channel activity
Source: RefSeq, a predicted model, not a curated record